GUCAAGGAGUGGACGUCAAAGGAUGGGCUGCGGUCCGAGAUACAGGAGCUCAAGAGGAGGCAGGAGAGCACCGAGACGGUCCUGGACGCGCUGAGGUCGCCCAGCACCAGCGGCAUCGUGCUCGAGCAGCUCCAGCGCGGCGAUUCCGUUGCCGAGAUUGAGGAAAAGGUCCUGGGCUGGACCUCGAGAAAUCCCGGAGCUGCCGCCGCCGCAGCAGCAGCAGCAGCAGCAGCAGCAGCAUUGGAUGGGGCGCGAGGUGGCGGUGGCGAUGUGAACGACGCGGCCACUUUUAGACGCGGCUCCUCGUCCGCGUCGAGCUCACACCCGCCCCUGUCGACGGGCCACCCUUUCGACGCGGCCAUGGUCCGCCCCAGCAUCAGCCCGGACGGCAUGACCAUGGCGGUGCCGGUGCCAGUGCCGCCGGGAAUGCUCCAGCCGAUGAAGAAGCUGUCGGAAUCGUACACGUCGGGCGGGUCCGAGUCGUCCUCGGCAACCACGUCGCCGCCGCUCCCGCGCCCGCUUCCGAAACCGCUUCAGCAGCACGACGCGGCAUCGUCGUGGCCGCCACCACCACUACCACUACCACCAGCACAACCCGUGACGACGGCGACGGCGACGACGACGACGACGGCACCAGCGACGACCUUUGACCACAUGCGGGGCGGCCCCCGCAUCUUCUCGACCGCCGUCAUGGAAUACCACCUCAACCUCCUCUUCUCGUGGGAGUGCCCGCCGCUGACCAUGAUCGACCGCGCCGCCUUCCUGGCCGACUUCGCCGCAGGCAGGGACCGCUACUGCUCGACCGCGCUCGAGUACGCCAUCGUGGCCGUCAGCACGAGGCUGAACGACGCCCUGGCCAACAGGGAACCGAGGCCGUCUGCACCGGGCCCCUCGACGACGACAGCGACGCAGACGAUGGCGGGUGAGCGGCAGCUAAUGGAUCAUCAUCAUUAUCCUCAUCAUAACCUCCAUCACCAUCAUCACCAACAACAACAGCAGCAGCAGCAGCAGCAGCACCACCACCACCACCACCACCACCACCACCAUCAGCAGCAGCAACAGCCGGGCCGGCUGUACUUUGACCGCGGGCUCAUGCUCCUCUCGCAAGAGACGCAACCCACGAGGCUGCCGGACGUGCAGGCGCUGGGUCUGUUUUCUCUAUUCGAAGUGUGCAGCGGCAACGAGGGCUUUGCGCGCGUGCUGGCCGAACGGUGUCUUGAAGGAACCAUGGAGCUGCUGCGGCAGGAGGCGGCAGCCUCGGCGGGCAUGUCGCCGACUGACUCGCCGAGCCUGACGAGGCAGGAGAUAGCCGAGACGUACGCGGGAGCAUAUACACUGGCCAGCAUUCUAGAAAUAGUCACGUACUCCCAGCCCGGCGCCCUGCGCUCCCUUUCCUGGCAGCCCUGGCUCCGGGAAAUCGCCGGCAGCCGCACGAGAAAGUUCUCCGACGUGGUCUUCGACCUGACCUGCAUCAUCGGGACGACGCUGUCGCUGCCAAAGUCAAACGACCCCGCCGUGGUGCUGGGCGUUUACGAAAAGUGUCUCGAGUGGUACAACUCUGCGCUUGGGGUGCUGCGGGAUGCCGUGGCCGAGGGGACGCCGUCGAGUUUGUUUCUGCACAUGUAUUACCACUUCUACCUCGGCGUCCUCUUCCGGCCCCUGGCCGACCAACAAGCCCACGACAGCACCGAAAGCUACGACUUUGACAUAUCGACAGGAUCGCCCGCCGUGUCGACGACGAUCACGACGGCGACGGGCGACCGCGCCAGCCCGCGCACAAUCUGCACCGAGUCGGCGCACGCCGUCAUCGCGCUGGCCCAGUCCUUCCGGCGCAUCUACACGCUGCGGCGGACGCCGGCCUUCCUGCCAUACUUUGUGUACGCGGCCGGCAUGAUGCUGCUGGAGCAGGGCUGGAUCGAGGCGAGAGGAGGAGGAGGAGGAGCAGGAGGAGGAAGAGGAGGAGGAGGAGGGGUGGUGGCAGCUACAGGCCGCGACGCCGUCGAUGGUGCCGACGGCGUCGGCGACGGUGUAGGUGGCGGCGGGCGCGGCGGCAGCAGCAGCGGCAGCAGCAACAACGGUAGCCAGAUCGGCGGCUUGCGGAGGGAGAGCGUGCAAAGCGCCGGCGUGGCUUUGGCUCUCGCGCAGCUGGCUGAGAUGGCGAGGGGCCAUCCUGCUGCCGCCGAGGCGUUGGAGGAUCUGAGGAGCAGGGACAUGAAUGGGUAG
Messenger RNA from Pyricularia pennisetigena, 2223 nucleotides. RefSeq lists its product as uncharacterized. NCBI's taxonomy places the organism in Eukaryota, Fungi, Ascomycota, Sordariomycetes, Magnaporthales, Pyriculariaceae. The coding region runs from base 361 to 2223 and encodes 620 amino acids. The record is from RefSeq and is a predicted model, not a curated record. The transcript is spliced from 3 exons.